AAAGCACCGACACCCUCCUCACCCCUCCACUACGCUCCUCUACACUCGUGUCUGACAGAUCGGUAUUUAACACACACCAGAGGAACCACGACGGGAUUCGAACUUCUGGAGUAAAAGCAGCAGUUACACUAAGACUAAACUCCUACUUUGCUUUGCUUGUCCUCCGAACGUCAAUAUGAUGAUGAUGGAUUCUUUACCAACCGCGCUUCCCACGUCGCUGAGCAACCAGUCUACAGAGAGCUGUUCACCCGUCGACAACACGGUGGAGAACGUGCUGUUCGGGUUCUACUACAUCCUCGUCUUCCUCCUGGCGCUGAACGGGAACAGCCUGGCGCUGUGGAUCUUCUCCCGCCAGAAAGGAACCUCGUCCCCGGCUAACGUCUUCCUGAUGCACCUCGCGGUGGCUGACCUUUCCUACGUCAUCAUUCUGCCCCUCCGAGCCACCUAUCACCUGACCUCGGGUCACUGGCCCUUCGGAGAGGUGCCCUGCCGCGUGGCCGGCUUCCUCUUCUACGUCAACAUGUACGCCAGCCUGUACUUCCUGGCCUGCGUGGCGGCCGACCGCUACCUCGCCGUGGUGCACGCCGUGAGCUCCAUGAAGGUUCGCCAGGCCAGAUUCGCCCACAUUAUCAGCUUCGCUCUGUGGGUUCUAGUGAUCGUCGCGAUGGCGCCCCUGUUGGCGACCCGGCAGACGACGGAGGUGAACGGCACCACGGUGUGCCUGCAGCUGUAUCGCGAGAAAGCCAGCCGCCGGGCGCUGGUCUCCCUCGCUGUGGCGUUCCUGCCCCCCUUCCUGUCCACGCUGUCCUGCUACCUGCUGAUCGUGAACAGUCUGAGGAAGGGACUGCGCACCGAGCCGGCGCUCAAGCUCCGGGCGCUGCGCACCAUCGGACUGGUCAUGCUCAUCUACGUGGUGUGUUUCCUGCCGUACCACGUCAGCCGGGCCAUCUUCAUACUGGGUCACGGGCACCCGGACCUGUCCUGCCGGACGCGUCGAGGCUUAGCCCUGGCCAACCGCUUGACCUCAUCGCUCACCUGUCUGAACGGCGCUCUGGACCCUCUGGUGUACCUGUUCGGAGCGGAGAAGUUUCGAGGGACGGUGAGGAAACUCCUCUGCAAGGAUAAAUCGGGCGGAUCUGCAGCGACCAGCGGAGAUCUUAAAGGAACCCACGACAGUUCACUCAGCGCCAAAUCAGAAUUUUAAACGUCUAAGGCUACAUCUCAUGUUUGGUCAGUGUGAUAUUGCUUGGACCUUCAUACGCUGACCGUUACAAUUCAUUUGACCCCUUGAACUUAAGCUGCUUGUCCGUUUAAAAGCCUGCGUGCAGCAGGCGGAAUUUCUAAAUACUUAUGAUUUAUAGAUUAAAUAUAAGUAG
Molecule: messenger RNA, 1376 nt
Organism: Trichomycterus rosablanca
Lineage: Eukaryota; Metazoa; Chordata; Actinopteri; Siluriformes; Trichomycteridae
Gene: gpr17
Product: G protein-coupled receptor 17
Exons: 3
Coding region: 176-1204 (342 amino acids)
Biological process (GO): G protein-coupled receptor signaling pathway
Cellular component (GO): membrane
Molecular function (GO): oxysterol binding; G protein-coupled receptor activity
Source: RefSeq, a predicted model, not a curated record